Molecule: messenger RNA, 2026 nt
Organism: Labeo rohita (rohu)
Lineage: Eukaryota; Metazoa; Chordata; Actinopteri; Cypriniformes; Cyprinidae
Product: gastrula zinc finger protein XlCGF57.1
Exons: 4
Coding region: 85-1917 (610 amino acids)
Cellular component (GO): nucleus
Source: RefSeq, a predicted model, not a curated record
AACGCUGCGACGCGUUCGUGCAUCUGUUGUGAUUCGGCUCAAGAGAGAGUGUCCAAACACACCGCAAAACUCCUGGUGAAGCAAAUGAGUUCCACGAUGGCGUUUAUUAAAGAAGAGUGUGAAGACAUUAAGAUUGAAGAAGCAUUUGAGGUGAAACAAGAAUAUACAGAGGAACAAACAGAUCUAAUGCCGCUGAAAGAGGAGAUGAAUGAAAUGGAAGAGAAACAUCAGUUUGAGAAGCAUCAUGAUUUAAUACCUGGAGAUAAAUGUUGUUCACAGCCUGUAAAGAGAACCUACCGAACAAGAGCUCUGCCUCCAAUAAUCUGCUUUCAUUGUGGAAAGCGUUUCAAUCAACAUGGAAACCUUACAGUCCAUCUGAGAAUUCAUACUGGAGAGAAGCCUUUCACCUGCCAACAGUGUGGAAAGUGUUUUACUCAAAAAGCACACCUUCAAGUCCACAUGAAAGUUCACACUGGAGACAGCUCUUUCACCUGCCAACAGUGUGGAAAAAAUUUUAACAGAAAAACAAACUUUAUGUUCCACAUGAGAGCUCAUUCUGAAGACAGCUCUUCCACAUGCCCGCAGUGUGGAAAAAAAUUUAGCAAAAGAGGAAACCUAAAAGAUCACAUGAGAGUUCACACUGGAGAGAAGCCUUACACUUGUCAACAGUGUGGAAAAAGUUUUAGCCGAAAAGGAAAUCUCAAAGAUCACAUGAGAAUUCACACUGGAGUGAAGCCUUACACUUGCCAACAGUGUGGAAAAAGUUUCAAUCAAUCUAGUAACUAUAAAAUCCACAUGAGAAUUCAUACUGGAGAUGGCUCUUUCAACUGCCAACAUUGUGGAAAAAGUUUUGAUCAACAAGGAAACCUUAAAAACCACAUGAUAAUUCACACUGGAGAGAAGCCAUUCACGUGUGAUCAGUGUGGAAAGUGUUUCAACCUAAAAGGAAAUCUAAAAGUUCACAUGAGAGUUCACAGUGGAGAGAGCCCUUUUACCUGUCAGCAGUGUGGAAAAACUUUCACUCGAAAAGGAAGCCUUAAAGUCCAUAUGAGAGUUCACACUGGAGAGCAGCCUUUUAAAUGCCUUCAGUGUGGAAAGAGUUUUCCACAUAAGAAAAACCUUAAUUCCCACAUACGAAUUCACACCGGAGAGAAGCCAUUCACUUGCCAUCAAUGUGGUAAGAGUUUCACUCAAAAACAAAACAUUAAAGUCCACAUGAGAAUUCACACUGGAGAAAAGCCCUUCACCUGCCAACAUUGUGGACAGAGUUUUACACGUAAAGAAAACCUUAAUGCCCACAUGAGAGUUCACACUGGAGAGAAGCCUUACUCAUGUCAACACUGUGGACAGAGUUUUGCACAUAAAGGAAACCGUAAUGCCCACAUGAGAAUUCACACUGGAGAGAAACCAUUUAUCUGCAAACUGUGUGGGAAGAGAUACUCACGAAAAGAAUGUCUUAAGACUCACAUGCGAAUUCAUAUUGGAGAGAAGCCAUUCGUAUGUGGUCAGUGUGGAAAGAGUUUCAGGUGUAAAGUAAACCUUAAUCAGCACAUGAGGACUCACUCGAGAGAAACCGGUUUUAAAUGUAAUGAGUGUGGAAAGAGUUUCACAGAUGGGAAUGAACUUAAGAAUCACGUAAGAACUCACAUCGGAGAGAGGCGUUUCAUGUGCCAUCAUUGUGGAAAGACUUGCAUAAGCAAAUCAAUCCUUGAGAUUCACAUUAGAACUCACACUGGAGAGAAGCCUUUCACCUGCCCACAGUGUGGAAAAGGUUUCACACAUAAAGGAAACCUUAACAUUCACAUGAGGCUGCACACUGGAGAGAAGCCUUUCACAUGUCUUAAGUGUGAAAAGUGUUUCACAUAUCAAAGAGACCUGAAAUGUCAUUUGCAAACUCAUUCUGGAAAACAACUGUAGUGUUCAUCAGUGUGCAAGAGGUUUAUAAAAUACAGACGUUUCAGAAAUCACCUGCACUCUGGCGGACAACUGUUUAAUUUCAAUCAGUGUAAUAAAAAAUAUCACACAG